GUUUUAUACUGGCCUACAACUUUCUAAAGUGCAACCUUAUUUGUACUUUUUUGAAGUUGUACCUUUACAGAGUUUGCAUCCUCGCAAGAGUGAGGAAGGAUUUCAGCCUUAAAUCAGAAUACAAAGGACAUGUAACUACCUCCAAGUGAAGGCGACCCCACCAGGGUGUACCCCCGUUGGAUAGGCUCCAACAUACCCCCGUGACCCGAACACAAAACAAAGCAGCAACAGGGAGGAAACAUAAAGACAAAGAAAGAGAGAGGAAGGAAGUGAAGAAGGAGUCGAGUCGUUUAGAUCUUGUCAUCGUAUCUCAAACAGAAGCUCGCCGUGGAGCGUCUAGCCUGGAUUUAAAAACAACACUGACAUUACAACACAAUUCUGCAGUCCUUUCACAUUGAUGAUGAUCAUGUUAUUUCUACUAGUACUGAAUGCGCUCUCUGCCACUGGUGAACUGGUCCACACCGCAGCAGGCCGGAGAGUCACCAUCAAGUGCGGCCUCAACAACUUCGUCAACAAACUAGAGUGGCUACACGGCAAAGAUAUAAUCAUCAGGAUCAGUGGCAGGAAUCGCAUUCCUCAGAAAGGCAAUUUUGACAUUGCGUUGAGGUCAAAGGUCACAUAUGAGAAAAAUCUGGUCAUAUCAGGUGUGAAGGAAGGAGACGCCGGACAGUUCACGUGCAUUGCAGACUACAAGCGUGAAGAGCACACUCUCGCCGUCUUUACCGUAUGGGUGGAGCCCCCGGGUUUCCUCCACGCGGGUGGCCAGGCUACACUAAACUGUAGAGUAUCCGGUCUGCCUUUGGACACGGUGGUCCAAUGGAGGGGUCCUGAUGGGAGUCAUCAUCCUAGCUCCUCGGCUAGCCUCAACCCCGUGGAGGCUUCUCAUAAUGGCAUUUGGAGGUGCAUGAUCACAAAUGAUGCCUCCACGUACGCAGAGAUGGUUAUUAGUGUUCAAGCCUCCACGACAACCCCCUUCCAGAUUUUUGGUGGUACUUCCCCGGCCCCCCGUGAGGGUUUAGUUCCAGAGCCGACCUUGUGGAGUCUGGCAGCCGGUGGCAGCGUGGUGGUGUUUCUGCUGCUGGUCUUGGUGCUGGUGUUGUUCCUACGGGUUAGAAGAAUGAAGAAAAUUUCCCACCAGACGAAGAACCCCAGAAAGUCUCUGAAUUCCCGACAGUAUUGCCAUUGUCGCUGCCCGCCAGCUGCUGUUGCAGCAGCACCACCACAGAAGAAGAAGCCGCCGCCGCCGCCGCUGCCCGCCUUCUCGGCACAGAAGUGAUAGAAGAAUGCAAAAAGAUGGAUAAGGAGUGAAGACAAAGAAUUCUUAAUUAUGCAGCAU
Doryrhamphus excisus (bluestripe pipefish) is the source of this 1336-nucleotide messenger RNA. Lineage: Eukaryota; Metazoa; Chordata; Actinopteri; Syngnathiformes; Syngnathidae. The record is from RefSeq and is a predicted model, not a curated record.